AUGGCCAAAUCUGCUGCUACCUCUUCUUAUACACCCCCUCCACCUGGUUCCAAAAUUAUUAUUGUUGGUGCCGGUGCUUUUGGAUUAUCCACUGCCUAUGCCUUAUCGUUAAAGAACAAGUAUGAUAUCUGGGUGUUUGAUCGCGACACGGUCCCUGUCCCUGAUGCAGCAUCCACUGGCUUACCAAUAUGGGAGCAAUGGAACAAGGAACGCGCGGCUAAAGGGUUAUCACCAGUGUACCACAAGACAGGUGUCAUCUUUUUCUCAAAGAACGGGCAGUUUUCUGAAUAUGAAAAGCAAAGCAUGCAAAACAUUAAAGAAGCAGGGUAUGGUCAUGUGAUUGAGCAGCUUUCUCCAGAAAGCAUUGUGGAACGGUUUCCUCACUUCAAAGCCGCGGUCGAAAAUGGGUACAAUGUUGCGUAUUUUAACAAAGAAGGAGGUUGGUGCAAUUCAAGCGAAGCAAUCAAGCAUGUGUACGAGAAAUGCCGAGCCAAUGGUGUGCGAUUUGUCCUAGGCGCUGAAAUAGGAUGUUUCGAACAGCUCUACCAAGAAUCAACUAGCAACAACAAAAAAAAGGUGCUUGGCAUUAAAACUAAAAACAAGAAAAUUCACCGUGCCGAUCGCGUCAUCAUGGCAACCGGUUCUUGGACGGCCAGCUUGAUCGACCUUGGCAACAAACUUGUCGCAACAGGACAGAUUGUUAUGCACUUUAAGCCGCCACCUGCAUCCAUUUUCCACCAAAUCAAGAACCAGCCGGCAUGGUCCGCUGAUUCAUCGAAAACUGGCUUUUAUGGUUUCCCUAUCAACGCGGACGGUAAACUUAAAUUGGCUUGCCACUCUAUCGGAUACCUUAACCCACGCAAGAGCGACACUGUCUCUGUACCGAGAACACAAUCAACAAACGUUGGCGAUACGAUCCCUGUCAAAGCUCUUACAGAGUUCCGUAAUUUCUUGUCAGACUUUUUCCCAAUGACGUCGGCUAUGGAUGUACAUUAUACUCGUGUAUGCUGGUACUCGGAUUCAAUGGACAGUAAUUUUCUGAUCGCGCCCCACCCUGAUAAGGAGAAUCUGAUUAUCGUCUCUGGAGAUUCCGGUCAUGGCAUGAAAUUCCUUCCUGUCAUCGGCUUGAAAGUUGCUCAGAUCGUUGAGGGUAUUGAAACCGACUACAGCCGUUCUUGGGGAUGGAGAGAUGCUGUAGACAAUUCUGCAUCAUUUGACGCUAUGCGAGCCGGCAAAUCUACAGACAUCGUCCCGUUACUGUUGUGCGAUCCGGAUAUAGAAGAAACUAAAAUGUGCACUUUGGAGGAUUACAAGGCUAUCGUUCCAAAGCUAUAG
Messenger RNA from Zychaea mexicana, 1335 nucleotides. RefSeq names its product FAD dependent oxidoreductase-domain-containing protein. The transcript is spliced from 5 exons. NCBI's taxonomy places the organism in Eukaryota, Fungi, Mucoromycota, Mucoromycetes, Mucorales, Lichtheimiaceae. The coding region runs from base 1 to 1335 and encodes 444 amino acids. The record is from RefSeq and is a predicted model, not a curated record. Gene Ontology annotation, molecular function: L-pipecolate oxidase activity; proline dehydrogenase activity; sarcosine oxidase activity.